This is a messenger RNA of Magallana angulata, 713 nucleotides long. RefSeq lists its product as uncharacterized. The coding region runs from base 87 to 671 and encodes 194 amino acids. The record is from RefSeq and is a predicted model, not a curated record. The transcript has 5 exons. Lineage: Eukaryota; Metazoa; Mollusca; Bivalvia; Ostreida; Ostreidae.
AAUAUUGGAGUGUGAUUAGAACAAGGACAAGGACUUGGUCUGAGUCUAUGUUUACACGACCUGCCCGUUGAAUACAACUGAACAGUAUGCGAUUUUUUGGGGUUGUUGUCUACUUUGUCAUUGCAACUUGUGGCAGGGUAUGCGCGAAUAGCGAUGUUGCAGCACAUUUAGAUGCGCUUUCUAGACGCGCCAUUAGCCCUACGAAUGUGAAGCUAAAUGCCACCGUCUUACAUAACUUGAAUACCUUUAUGCAUUCUAUACAACAUGUACAACACUCUCUCUUGGAAAAGCUACAUUUAAGUCACCUGGUUACACUUCACGGGAAUGCCACUAACCACUGGUGCUGUAACGUGGCCACAACCAGAAGAAUCGUCCAAAGUCAUUCAAAGCUGAUAUACACCAAGCAGGUUAAGGACAGAGUCAGUCAUCAUCACUGCGGAUUUCUGGGAUUGAGUCGAUGUGCCAGGCAUCAUUAUUACUACGUAUCUGUUCCAGCGUACAAAACGACUUACACUUAUCGAACCAUUCACACAACAUGUCCAAGUAGUCAUCUGGUCUGUUGCAAAGAUUAUAUUCUUGUAGCAGACAACUGUAUUCCCCUGAGUGAGAUCCCGAACAUCAAGGACGAUCUGAUAAAACUGCAUAAUGCCAACAUUCCAGUCGGGCGAUAAAUCUCCUUCUAGAUGUUGUCGAAAUAAAAGAUGCAAAUUGCA